This is a messenger RNA of Suillus plorans, 749 nucleotides long. RefSeq lists its product as uncharacterized. The coding region runs from base 1 to 390 and encodes 129 amino acids. NCBI's taxonomy places the organism in Eukaryota, Fungi, Basidiomycota, Agaricomycetes, Boletales, Suillaceae. The record is from RefSeq and is a predicted model, not a curated record. The transcript is spliced from 2 exons.
AUGACUUGCGUACGAGCAUGCGGUUGGACGGACCAGCCCUGCGGGCUGUUCGUAGAAAUGAACAAGGCCCGCGUCGCAUAUCACCUGUUGCACUGGCACGGUGUCAAAUCCACAGACACGGCUGCCUGCAAAUUCGAGGAUUGCUCAAGAUCAGAGGCGAUGCUCAGUUUGGGCCGUCACGUUGAGAGCGUCCACUAUACUACGUCUUGCGAAUGCCCUUAUUGCGGAAAGCGGUGGUCGAGAUCCGAUUCUUUGGAUCGGCAUCAAGCGACAUGCGGACCACUCCUUGAAAGCAAAGACCGUGCUAAGAAGGGACGUCGCAAGUUCACUCUCCAAGACCCGAAAAAAUUGGUCUACGGGUAUAUUGUUCCUGCCCGCAACGCGACAUAGUCUAGCGUACGACUUAUUUUCUCCGAUUCUUCACGAACCUUGUCUAUCUCUACGACUACGAUACUUGUUUCAUUCUUUUAUAUAUUGGGCCAAAUCAUUGUACAACACUCACACUCCUUUUGCAUCGAAUGUUUCUUUUUCUCAGGGUGUUUUCCUCUCUUCAUUAUUGCUUGGUGUAUCGUCUAUAUGUUUAUCGGAUAAACCUUAUUGCACGCUGGACGUAGUUAUCGUAUCUCACCAUGUCGCUCGGUAUAUGUUCUACAUGCUUGUUGGAUGGAAGUUGGAUGACGGAGCUCUGGAGCUUGGAGUUUUGCAUCGUACUUAAUUAUGGAUCAAGAAUGAAUUUGACAUGUUAUGUU